Messenger RNA from Aspergillus pseudotamarii, 2879 nucleotides. RefSeq names its product protein phosphatase 2A regulatory subunit RTS1. NCBI's taxonomy places the organism in Eukaryota, Fungi, Ascomycota, Eurotiomycetes, Eurotiales, Aspergillaceae. The coding region runs from base 437 to 2323 and encodes 628 amino acids. The transcript has 10 exons. Gene Ontology annotation, biological process: signal transduction. The record is from RefSeq and is a predicted model, not a curated record. Gene Ontology annotation, cellular component: protein phosphatase type 2A complex. Gene Ontology annotation, molecular function: protein phosphatase regulator activity.
UCUAUAUCAACCGGCCCUUUUCCUUGGUCCUAUUGCAAUUGCACAGAAUCUUUUUAAACCGCAUUGUUUUGGCGAUAAUCGUGCUGUGCGUCUUAGUACCUACACGGGGACUCUUCUCCCACACCCCCGCUUCUCACCUAGCCGCUAAGCGACAGCCAACGGAAAGGCGAUUCGAUCGUCUACGGACCGACUAACUGCCUAAGUUGCUCCUAUACCGCUCAGUUCGCGCCUAAGGAAACAGUGUGAGAGCGACUGAAUAUCUCCCCCUUCCACUCGUCCCAGUUUGAUCCCACUGAGGCCGACAUAAACAAUCCGGGUCUCCUGAACCGCCUCCACGCUGCCCAACUACAUCCCCUCCUGCUAGUGUGCGGCAUCUUGCUGCACUGGCAUCGAGAUCGCCGACCGAGUACAUGUGGCUGUUCGAAUAUCUGCGACAAUGAAGGGUUUCAGACAGAGAGUGCACGAGCAGUUGUCGAGGGCCAAAGAUGCAAAUAAAUCUUCGAAGAAGAAAGAUUCCUCCCACUCCGCGUCCCAGAACCAAGCCUCCCUCGGAGUCAACAACAGUCAGCAAUCCUCAUCUCCAAAGAACGGCACCCCAACGUCGUCGACAACUUCGGUGAAUGAUACAAGAGGGAAGUCUCCGGAUAAUGCUGCGCAGGCGGGGGUGUACCCCCCAGCAACUCCAACGAAACAAGGGCAAGGGCAAGUGCCGGCCCCCAGCGUGGUCAUCAGUCCGAGCGCACCGCAUGUCCCUCCCCCUGGCGCCGCCGAAACGAUGCCGGGCGACCUGGCCCCUCCCAGAAAGUCCCAUGUCUUCGACCGCCUCCAGACAACGCCCAAAGAUAUGUCCGAAGGAAUCCGGACCCCCAAACGUCAGCACUCGUCGCGGUUUGAUAUCUCCGAUCAACGCCAAAGAGAGUUGGAGAAGUUGCCGGGAUUCCAUGAAGUGCCACCCAACCGGCGUCAGGAGCUGUUCAUGCAGAAGAUUGAUCAAUGCAACAUCAUCUUUGAUUUUAACGACCCGACUGCCGACAUGAAGUCUAAGGAGAUUAAGAGGCUGGCGCUCCACGAACUCCUGGAUUAUGUCGCAAAUAACCGCUCGGUGAUCACGGAACCCAUGUAUCCCCGAGUCGUCGAGAUGUUCGCUAAGAACCUCUUUCGACCCAUCCCGCCGCCCGUGACACCUCAAGGGGAGGCAUUUGACCCGGAAGAGGAUGAACCUGUUUUGGAAGUGGCCUGGCCCCAUAUCCAGGUCGUUUAUGAGUUCUUCUUACGGUUCAUCGAGAGUCAGGAUUUCAACACGAACAUCGCCAAGGCUUAUAUCGACCAUCACUUUGUAUUACAGUUACUGGAGUUGUUUGAUUCCGAAGACCCUCGGGAACGGGAUUUCCUGAAAACUACCUUGCAUCGCAUUUAUGGAAAAUUUCUGAAUCUGCGGUCUUAUAUUCGCCGGUCUAUCAACAACGUGUUCUUCCAAUUCACUUACGAGACGGAGCGAUUCAACGGAAUUGCGGAGCUGCUUGAAAUUCUCGGAUCUAUCAUCAACGGAUUUGCACUCCCGCUGAAGGAGGAACAUAAACUCUUCCUCACGAGAGUUUUGCUGCCUUUGCACAAGGCUAAAGGUCUCAGCAUGUAUCACCCACAGCUGGCGUAUUGUAUUGUACAGUUCCUCGAGAAGGACUCAUCGUUGACGGAAGAGGUUGUUCUCGGCUUACUACGCUAUUGGCCAAAGGUCAACAGCACGAAGGAAGUAAUGUAUCUGAACGAAGUAGAGGACAUCUUCGAGGUUAUGGAUCCAGCGGAAUUUGCCAAGGUCCAGGUGCCCUUGUUCCAACAACUGGCGAAAUCGGUUGCAAGCCCCCAUUUUCAGGUGGCGGAACGUGCUCUCUACUUCUGGAACAACGAAUACUUUUGCAACUUGGUCAGCGAUAAUGUGGAGACGAUCUUACCGAUCAUGUUCCCGCCGCUGUAUGAGAACUCGAAAGGGCACUGGAAUCGCACAAUCCACAGCAUGGUAUAUAACGCCAUGAAGAUGUUCAUGGAAAUCAAUCCACAGCUUUUCGACGAAUGCUCGCAUGAGUACAACGAGCGGCAGAACAGUGCCGAGGAGCGUGAAAGAUCCCGAAAGGAGAGAUGGGAAAAGCUGGCGGCGCAGGCCAAAGACCGGCAGAACGGUGUUCCUCCACCACCGCCACCAGCGGACAUUCCUGUUUAUGUAGACGAGGUUGACACCAUCACUGAAGAUAGUCAAAAUCGUCUCCAAUCUUUGAAGCUGGACGACUCGGGCUCAGUGAAGGAACGACGGAGUUCAACGCAAGCGUGAUUCUAACGUUGCAACGUCCGUUGCUCCAGAGACGGCGCCGCGACACCCUUGAUGAUACUCGGAGGCGACGGAGUGGUAGCGGCAGUGAGAUCCGACCGCGCGACCGCAGACGGUCGAUCGGGUCGAGUGCCGUACAAAUCUUAACACGAAGCAACUCUACCAAGUGACGGGCGGUCGAUUCGAUGGCAUUCUUUUAUUUAGAUUUCCCACAGUGAUGGCAUAGCGACUACGAGCUGCGAUGAGUGUUUUGUUUUCACUUGGUUUGACAUCUGAUCAGAACCCUCUGUUUCGCGCCUUUCAACCUCCAUCUCUUUUCCAUCUUAUUUUUCUUUUCUCUUUCAUAUCUCCUUUUGUGUACAUGGCUUUCAAUAUUCUUUUCUCCGCGCGCAGGGCUAUCUUUGUGCCCGUGAUUCAAAGCGGACGUUUGAGUUGGACUAUUAGAACUGUGUUCGGGUCUGGAAAACGGGUGCAAAUGGCGUUUCCCUUAGUCGACGUUGAUGUCGAUGACCUCUUUUGAUUUUAAAACAUGAAGUAUUUAUGGCAUAACAGACCAAAC